CUUCGUACUCGCUCAGGCCUGGUACUCGCUAUUAAAAUUGGUUUACUUCACAUUCCUUAGUGGUGCACCCUCUCCUAAGAAAAAUCCUGGAUCCUCCCCUGAGUGGAGGUAUGUACAAAGCGUUCGUCAGUCGUUGAUUAACUGGCUGUUGUCGAGGGGUUAAUUUGGCAGCUGGGACGCUGUUAUAAUGGCCGUUGCCGUCAUGGAGAAGUGGCCGUUGUAAGGAGGUUAAAAUAAAAAAUGAAUGUAUGGACCGUCGCCGGGACAGAAAAAAGGGGCCGUUGUACCUUGCAAAGAGGUGAACGAUAGUGGAGGUUAGAGUGUUGGCUCCAAUUCUCUAAUUGCAACAUUAGAGUGGAUUCCCCACUGAUUCCGCAACCCCAAGGUACCAGCCAUCCCGUACCCUCCUCUGAAAUAUAACAAGCUUCGCUCCUAAUACUCAGCGGUAUAUACCAACUCGCGUCACGGUUUCACCAACCACCUUCGCGCGUGACAUAACUACAAAUAACUACUUUUCAUGUCAUGUGAUUCAUUGCUGUUCGUGUCUAUUUAAUAAUGGAGAUUCUUGCUGAAGAAAACAUUAAUCCAGCUUUCAUAAGGGUCAACUACAGCCUGCGAGGAUGGCUAUUUCGCCGGGCAAUUGAAAUUAGACAAGAGCUCGCUCGCGGAGAGGCCAAGCCAUUUUCUGAAGUUUUAGAACACAUUGGAAAUCCCCAGGGAAUGGGACAGCCACCAAUUACAUUUUUUCGACAGGUCCUGGGACUUCUCUUGUGUCCUGACUUUCUAGAUGAUCCAAGUUUUCCUCAGGAUGCCAAAAACAGAGCCAAACAGAUCCUAAAUGGCAUCCCAGGACACACUAUAAGUAGUUACACUGCAGCAGAGGGUAUCAACGUUGUGCGUCAGGAUAUUGCUCAUUUCAUUUCUCAACGGGAUGGUUAUCCAGCAGCUUCUGAUAACAUAGUUGUCACAAGUGGAGGGGCUGAAGGGAUUGAAGUUAUGAUGGGAAUCGUUCAAACAGGAACCAAUGAAGGCAGGGGCCGUGCUGGAGUCAUGCUUCCUGUCCCUGGAUACAGCUUGUACCAAGCAAGGCUCUUACAACACAACUCUUAUCAGAUUCAUUACCGCCUCGAUGAAGACAAAAGCUGGGCUUUGAACAUCACUGAACUUAAAAGGGCGUUGGACGAGGCGAGACCGCACUGCGUUCCAAGGGGACUGGUGCUGAUUAACCCAGGCAACCCAACAGGCCAGGUUCUAACGUAUGAGAACAUUCAAGAGGUCGUCAAGUUUUGCGCUCGAGAGAAGCUGGUAUUAUUCGCCGAUGAGGUUUACCAAGAAAAUGUGUACGCUGAUGGAGUUCAGUUUCACUCGUGUAAGAAAGUCGUGAGGGACCUGGGAGAGGAAUACAGCGAGUUUCAGCUAAUCUCUCUUCAUUCUGGUGCAAAGGGAUAUACUGGAGAAUGUGGUCUUAGAGGUGGAUACAUAGAACUUGUAGGACUGAGUGAUCAAGUCAAGUCUCAAAUCAAAACGUACCUGAGCGCGAGAUCUUGCCCGUCAACAAUAGGGCAGGUAAUCAUGGGACUCGUUUGCAACCCUCCCAGUCCAGGAGAGGAAUCUUACGAACGUUUUACGAAGGAGAAGAAGAAAAUACAAGAUUCCUACAAGAAGAAAGCAAAGUUAACCACAGAAGUUCUCAACUCAAUGGAAGGUGUCAGGUGUAAUGAAGUACAAGGGGCAAUGUACGCGUUUCCGAGGAUAACACUGCCAAAAAGAGCCAUCGAGGAAGCAAAGGUCCAGGGUAUACCGCCAGACGAGUUCUACUGUUGGCAGGUGUUGGAGAAAACUGGAAGCUACAUGGCCCCAGGCCGCGCCUUCGAUAUGAGUGGCAGCGGUAGUCACUACUACUUCCGGAUAACCAUCCUUCCUUCGGAAGACAAGUUCAUUCCAAUGUUUGAACGGUUGAAAACCUUUCACCGGGAUUUUAUGACGGAGUACAAGGAUUGACUAAGAGAUGCUAACACAAUGGCCUCGUGUUACAAACAUAAAAUCAAAUUUUAUUUUU
Orbicella faveolata is the source of this 2059-nucleotide messenger RNA. RefSeq names its product alanine aminotransferase 2-like. The record is from RefSeq and is a predicted model, not a curated record. Gene Ontology annotation, molecular function: transaminase activity; pyridoxal phosphate binding. Gene Ontology annotation, biological process: biosynthetic process. Lineage: Eukaryota; Metazoa; Cnidaria; Anthozoa; Scleractinia; Merulinidae.